AUGGAGCUCACUCGAUCCGGCCCCUUCUUCUUCAUCAGCGGCCACGACCAACGAUGCGAAAACAGCCAAAAAUUGACCGACGUUGUCCUCUCCGAUCACCACGCGCCGUCCUCCACCGCCCCUUCUCUAUCCCCAUCCGCCAAAACCCCAUCUCACGCGCCUCCGCUCCACCCACCGUCUCACUCUCCAUCACCCGCCGCUCAAAAAGACUCUCUACCACUCCCCCACUCGCCCUCACCCAUAACCCCAGCUCACGCGCCGCCGCCCUCCAAUUACUCGCCCUCACCUUCCCCCACCGCCCAAACCCAAACUCACGCGCCGCCUACUCAGAUGCCGGCGCCGGCUCCCGUUUGA
This is a messenger RNA of Salvia splendens (bonfire salvia), 354 nucleotides long. Its product is annotated as extensin-like. The record is from RefSeq and is a predicted model, not a curated record. The transcript is spliced from 2 exons. NCBI's taxonomy places the organism in Eukaryota, Viridiplantae, Streptophyta, Magnoliopsida, Lamiales, Lamiaceae. Bases 1 to 354 code for a protein of 117 amino acids.